UCGAGUCGCCUGGGAAAUCGGGCCGUCGUGAUCUUGUCGCAUAUAAAAUCACCUACGGCUGUUCGGGUGUAGCGCUCACCGCCCCAAAAUAGGACGGCAUCGUCGCGUUGGAAAGAAAACCUUCGGGACAUUUUUCUCCCCUCCCCCGAGAGCAUAUAAAUUCUCCUCUCCAUUUCCACACUGUAGAUUUUUUGGGGAAGAAGAGGAGAUGAUGAUGAUGAUGAUGAUGAUGAUGAUGAUGCGUUCGAGCUCUUCGAGAGGUCUCUAAUGGCGAUUCUUAGCUUCCGAUCCGAUCUCUCGUGAUCUUGCUCGGUAGAGAUAAGUAGAGCUUCGUCCCCAACGUUCCCAUGGCCGCGCCCUUCUUCUCCACGCCGUUCCAGCCCUAUGUUUACCAGAGUCCGCAAGAUGCAGUGACAGCUUUUCAAAUACUGGGCGGAGACUCACAAAUUGUUCAAAUAAUGCUGAAAUCACAAGAGAAGGUGACUGCCAAACCUGGUACCUUGUGUUACAUGUCUGGAUCAAUUCAAAUGGACAACAAUUACUUACCUGAAAAUGAGGGGGGUGUCUGGCAGUGGCUUUUUGGAAAAAGUCUGACAAGCAUUGUUUUUUUCAAUCCUGGUCCUGAAGAUGGAUACGUUGGAAUAGCAGCACCAUCACCUGCAAGGAUACUACCAAUUGAUCUAGCAAACCUCGGUGGAGAAAUCCUUUGCCAGCCGGAUGCAUUUCUUUGCUCUGUCAAUGAUGUUGCAGUCACCAAUACUGUUGAUCAGAGAGCCCGCAAUAUUGAGGUUGGUGCAGAGGUGAUCCUUAAACAGAAGCUGAGAGGUCAGGGUCUUGCUUUCCUUGUUGGUGGUGGAUCUGUUGUGCAGAAAAUUCUUGGUGUCGGCGAGGUGGUAGUUGUUGAUGUUGCUAGCAUUGUUGCUAUGACGACUGCCAUUAAUUUCCACUUGAAGAACUCCAAUGCUGUGAGAAGAGCGGUCUUUGGGGGUGACAACCAAUUAACGGCUACUCUAACAGGACCCGGCGUGGUUUUUAUUCAGAGCUUACCAUUUCAACGUCUGUCCCAGCGUAUUGCAAGAGCGGUGGCUGCCCCAAGCCUGAGGGAUAAUCCGAAGUUCUUCAUUCAGAUUGCAAUCUUCUUCUUUCUUGCAUAUGUUAUGAUUGUGUCGUCUAUAAUAUUAACUGAUGUGUAGCUUCUCCCUUUAGCCAUCCGUGCAUUUCAAUAUUUGUUCGCCCAUAUGAAAAAUUCUCAUAGCAAUUAAUUGAAUCCUUUCUCUUUGUAGAUGUGGUUCUUUGGAUAAAUUAGUAAAGAAAGAAGAGAAAUACAAUUAGAAGACAAUUUCAAUCUCAAACAAUUUUGUAAUGACUCAGGUUGAUUGAACUCCGGUCUCAUUUUCUUUUUCCUUUUUUUUUGGCUUAUUUAUAUUUUUUUUUUCCUAGGGCUUGCGCCAGUAAAGUGAUGCGCGAACAACACUGUCAUUUAACCUGUUUAUGUACAAUACAUUGCCACUGUUUUUGGUCAGAAA
Molecule: messenger RNA, 1526 nt
Organism: Ananas comosus (pineapple)
Lineage: Eukaryota; Viridiplantae; Streptophyta; Magnoliopsida; Poales; Bromeliaceae
Exons: 10
Coding region: 348-1193 (281 amino acids)
Source: RefSeq, a predicted model, not a curated record